UUGCCCUCAGUACGAACGCAGGCUUGCGACCGACCGGGUGCGCAUACGUGUAGAUACGACGCUUCCCUCGACCGAAUUUCCGUACCGUUGCUCGCCCUCGCUAGGAAGAGAAAACGAACGUACGAAAAAAAAAGCAAAACGAUCGAAAAUUGCCGUGCCAUUUUAAACGUGAAACAAAUUAAAAAAAAACGAAAUAAUUGUGAAUAUAUCAAAUCAACAAAGCGAAAAGAAAGUGUCACAUUUAAAACCAACAGACACAGACGCAGAAGGGCAGUGGUGCAGUGAAAAGGAGUCAUUUAGCUAGAUGAAAUCCUUUGCAUGCGUGUGAAAUUCGAUAACACUCACUUUACAUACACGCACACCCACGCACUUGGUUUGUUUUUUACUCUUCUUCUUGUGGCGGAUUCGGUUUAAGUCGCCCUUUACGCCUUUUAAACGCAAAUCGGGUUUGUGUGUUGGAGCUGAAAUAAUCUCUUGCGCAAAGUGUGUGGAUGUGUGUGCUUCCCGGCUUAUCCCCUGUGAAACCGAGCCUAACAACAAACCGGUGUGCCAGUUGGUUGUGUUAUCAAAGUCGAGCAAGUUGAUCCGUGCCCCGCUCGUUGGCUGUUGACGAGGACGAAUAUUCGAAUCCGAAGUUCGCACAGCAGAGAUUAAGCGAUUUUUGGGAGUGAAACAAUUGUGCGUCUGUGCGUCUGAAUCCGCUCAAAGGAAAAUAAAAUAAAAAAGGAGCAAAUUGCUGCGUGCAAUUAACCUGAUCCAAGUAGUCGACGACAAAGUGUGCCCGUGAGUGCAUGAGUGUUUGGCUCUGUCAAUGUGUUGUUGUUGACACACAGCGUGUGUGUGUUUUUUUUGCGAAUAAAGUUGUGCGCGAUCCUUAUUGAGUGCAAAAAUGAUCGAAAACUUCGAGUCCAAGAUUACCUUCGAAAUACCGACCAAUCUCGACUUUGACAAGCUGAUCCGGGGCAACAACUACACACUGUUCUGGCAGAACCUGCACCAGCAGCAGCAGCAGCAUCACUACCAGGGCACCGUUGCCAGCGGUGCGGCAGCCCGGCUGGCCGCCGUCGGUACGGCCGGCGCGUCGGCCGCCACCGCAGCCGCAGCGGCCACGUUCGGCGGCAUGGGCUCGGACGGCGGCAGCCCGUUCGGCGGUGGGUUCGGUUCGUCCGGCUCGAGCCUGUUCGGGGGCAUCGACUACAGCAACGGCAGCAGCGACUACGGCCUGCUGAACAGCCUGCAAACGUUCGCGAACCGGGGCCGGGAUGGGCUCGGGGUGGGCCCCGGCACCGAGCAGAUGCUCGACCCGACGUACGAGCGGUUCAUCGGUGACGUCUGGGUCGGCAUCGUGCUCACGCUCAUGAUCCUGUCGUCGAUCUUCUGCAUGUGCUCCUGCUUUCUGUAUCACAAAUUUCGCCAGUGGCAACGAAACGUACUGACGGCACGCUCGCAAACACUUUCCUCGAUGGACAUCGAAACGCCGCCCCCGUACGAUGCGGAAUCGCUGCCGAGCUACACGAUCGUGUCCGGGCUGCCCAGCUACCAGGACGCGAUCGAGCAGCUGAAGCAGAAGCAGAUGAAGUACUACGAACCGGUCAAGGUGCAUCGGCCCUCCGUCAUGAAGCUGUUCGAGUCGCAGGAUCUCCUCAGCCAGCCAGCAACGCCACCGGCACCAUCGGCACCAGCCCAGCCAACCCCCGCCAAGCUGGAGGAGAUCCGGUACAACUUCGUGCGCCCGCUCUCGGUACAGGACGGCGUGGGUCCACUGCCGGAAGCAACCACUAGCAGCAGCAUCAUCACCACUACGGGCCCAACCGUUCUUCCCGCCGGUUCAUCGCAGCAUCCAGCAGCGUCGCAGCCACUGCCACCGCCACCACCGUACAAGAGUCAAAUCUCCACCAUCUCGACCGCCUCGUCUGCAGCUGCGGCCGGCGUCGGUGGUGUGGUCGUUGGCAGUAUGGUGGUAGAGCUGCCGGCCCAACACGCCCCGGUGGUCCCGAUGGUCACCACCACGGUCCGGUUGCCGCAGAAGAAGCCGGCCAGUGCGAGCAUUUGCCAGUACACGAUCGAGCACGAGCGACCGGCGGCCGGGGGAGCGCGCAGUUGAAGAACCGAACGGCUCCGGCUAGCCACCAUGCGGUACACUGCGCGAGUGGACUAGGAUACUAAAGGGAUAGAUACAAAACGGUGCAGCAAAAAACGCAAACGCUCGAGAUGAUUACAAAUCACUGACUGUGUUAUUAACGAUUAAUUUAUAUAGAUAGUAAACGUA
This is a messenger RNA of Anopheles merus, 2269 nucleotides long. It is a transcript of the gene comm2, whose product is annotated as protein commissureless 2 homolog. Bases 890 to 2104 code for a protein of 404 amino acids. Gene Ontology annotation, biological process: axon guidance. NCBI's taxonomy places the organism in Eukaryota, Metazoa, Arthropoda, Insecta, Diptera, Culicidae. The record is from RefSeq and is a predicted model, not a curated record. The transcript has 2 exons.